Molecule: messenger RNA, 930 nt
Organism: Podospora anserina S mat+
Lineage: Eukaryota; Fungi; Ascomycota; Sordariomycetes; Sordariales; Podosporaceae
Exons: 1
Coding region: 1-930 (309 amino acids)
Source: RefSeq, a predicted model, not a curated record
AUGGCGGCUCACGAACAAACCAGACCUACGAUGAACCCACCUGCCGGAGGCACAGAAAACGAGGACACCACCGUGCCCGGUCAACCUACUAUUCCGUUCAAUGACAAUGCGAGGAUCGUCACUUUCCUCACCACCGACCUCUCGACCGAAAGAUUGAACAGUCUCUAUUCGCUGCUAUUCCUGACCGGCAAGCCUGAGAAUAUCUCCCCCUUACACCACCAACCCAUCAAAGGGCGCACGAUUCUCAUCACCGAAAGGCCUGAUCUGCACCUCAUUUGGAACAUCGACCGGAUUUUCAUCAAACCACUUCCGAAAUAUCUGCUCAGCCACUCGUUUUGGAAAGCCCACCUCCACCACCGACCUGGCAGAUUGGACAUUACGACCCCCACGUUAUGCAACCCCAAAGACACCCUCCGUCUCGAAGCCCAAGGCUUCCUGCGCACUUACUCGCGUCUCAUCCGACACGAGUCGGACUUUGAUAUGGCCCAAAGCCUGGGACUCCUCCCCAAGAGUCUAGACUGGGCCGGUUGGUCGCAUUACAUACAGGCAUAUGCAUACCUUCGGGACACCCAAGUGGCCAGACGCUAUCACUACGGCGAACUUCGCUUGCCAAGACUCAACGCCUGGACAAUGGUCUGCCGCGGGGAACAUUACUUUCAAAUUCACUACGACCAGUUGUCCUUCUUUUCCUGUUUUGGCGGGCCGUAUCUGCUGCUGUUCGGUGCAGUUACGGUGAUGCUCGCGGCCCUGCAGACGGCUGUGCAGAUGGUGCCGGAGGGGGGUCCUUACCGGGAGUUUGCAAAUAGCUUUGUGCCCAUGUCGAUCGCGCUGACGGCGGCGGGGUUGCUGUCUUUUCCGGUGCUGUGGUUUUUGUUCACGAUGAGGGAGCUGUGGUUGUUUAUCUUCCGAUAUCGAUCGCUUGCUUUGUGA